CUGAGGUGCCAACUCACACCUCACGGAGGAUAUAUACAGCAGGAACACGCUCCACCAGAAACCACAGCCUCAUUCAGCAGAGAAUUUCUCAACUCUGCAGCCAUGGAUAUCUCCAGCUCUUCUCUUCAGCUCCAAGACAGCAGCACUUUCCUGAAAGACUGCGAGAACCUUCUGGAUCAGAGCUACGCUGUAUCAGAUGCGGGAUACUACAGCGCCUGCAGCAGCCUGUCUCCAACCUCUUCCCUCGAUUCCUGCGGCUUCUCCCCUCCGGCUAACCCUGGCAGAGCGGGACAGGACAUACUGCAGAUCUUCCCACAAGACAGCAUCACCACCCAGGAGAAGAGCAAGGUCCAGACCCCCAAGAGAACCGGACGGCCAAGGUCAAAAUUCCCUGGAGUCAAGCGGCAAACUGCAAGUGAACGGGAGAAGCUGAGGAUGAGAGAUCUGACGAAAGCUCUUCAUCACCUCAGGACGUACCUGCCUCCAUCAGUGGCUCCUGUCGGAAAAACCUUGACCAAGAUCGAGACGCUGCAGCUCACUAUCCAGUACAUCUCCUGCCUGUCCGCUCAGCUCGAACUCAGUGAAGACGAGGAAAAUCGUGGAUCUCAGGCCGAGGUCAACGCUGCAUCAACCAUCUUUGACAGCUUCACUGCGACCCCUUCAGAUCCUUUCAGAAGUUUACCAGCUCAGCAGUUCCCAUCUAUGACCUGUUCUCAGACUCCAGUCGAAGGUGAUUUCCUUUCAAUCUCAGCUCCAGAAUUUUGGUUUCUCGAGCACCACAAUUUAUUCCAUGGACAGUUCUGAUCAAAAUGGUCUGAAAUGCACAAUCUUAAUGCAGAUAUUAAUAUGUGCAAUGUUUGUACGACAAUGAAAGACUUUAUAUUUGUAAAUGUUUGUACAGCUAUUUAUAUUUUUCUA
Messenger RNA from Carassius carassius (crucian carp), 918 nucleotides. Its product is annotated as mesoderm posterior protein 1-like. The transcript is spliced from 2 exons. The record is from RefSeq and is a predicted model, not a curated record. Gene Ontology annotation, biological process: regulation of transcription by RNA polymerase II; somite rostral/caudal axis specification; mesoderm formation. Bases 103 to 804 code for a protein of 233 amino acids. Gene Ontology annotation, cellular component: nucleus. NCBI's taxonomy places the organism in Eukaryota, Metazoa, Chordata, Actinopteri, Cypriniformes, Cyprinidae. Gene Ontology annotation, molecular function: protein dimerization activity; DNA-binding transcription factor activity, RNA polymerase II-specific; RNA polymerase II cis-regulatory region sequence-specific DNA binding.